AUGGGAUUAUCUUGGCAAGACAGAUUUGACAGACUGGACGGUGCUUCGCACUGCUGGGCCUCUACGGCAAGCAAGCGUCUUGCAGCAUGUCUCAACAGACGAGGCGAUGGGGCCUUUUCCACGUCGCUUCUCGACCGACGAGCUCCCGUCGUCGGCUUUGAUGGGCUGUUCCGUACGCUUGCUGUGCCGCAUCAAGGAUCAGUUCCGUGCCUGGGGCCUGGAAUUGAGGCAACAGCGCUGGGACAAGCAACGAAUGUGCCACACGCGAAAGCAGGCGAUGCCAAGGACAUGCACGAGCCGGACGCAUCGCAGACGCCACUGACGCUUUGUCUGCGGAUCCGAGCGGCCCACGACCUGAGGAGCUCCGAUGCCGGAGACAUUCUGGAUCCGUAUGUCGUGGUACGUGCCGGAGGUCAUCAGUGGCAAACACCGGCAUUGACCAACAACCGUGAUCCUGUCUGGGCGACGGACAAUGAGUUUGUGCACGCAGGGUCUGCUGAACUGUUGGUGCUCGAGGUCAUGAAUGCCAACGGCUCGCGAAGCCUGGGCAAAGCAGUCCUGAGCACAGCAGAGCUGGGCAAAGGUGUUUGGCACCGACGGACCUUGCCGCUGGACGGCAGUGGGGAGAUCUCCAUAGAGGUCCGCUGCGAUGCUUUGCCUUUCGAGCACUGCGAGCCACUGAAGGAAGCUUCGAAAAAUCCGACAAAGUAUGCCGACUCGCGGGGUGAUGCUUCCGAAACCGUCGAGCUGAUGGGGAUGGUGCGUGGGACCCAGAUCAGGCUUCCACAGGACUGGGCAGACGUGCAGGAGCUCUCAUUCGGCCGCCGGACCCCGGCACCGUCUCUUAUUAGCACCUUCGAAGCACCCGGGGACCUGUUUGGUGAGGCCCGAUUGGAGGUCUCCGACCCUGCUUCCUGGCUUCUUGGCCUGAGUAGGCUACAGUCCACGACAACGCAGCAAGGCAACGCGAAUGUCUAUGCCAACUUGGCCCGCCUGCAGGAGCGGCAGGAGCGGCAGAGCUUGCUCACCAAACGCGAUGCGCGCGGCAGCUUGGAGGCAGAUGAUGCGGCGGUGCAGAAAGCACUCAGCAAGCAGAAGCUCAUGAACCAGGCUGCCCAGGAACAGCUGCAAAAAGUGCUCAAAAAGCUCCAAGAUCUCGAGGAUGAUGCAGCGCGAGCGAGAGAAGCUCCUGGAGUCAUGGCUUCUCCGAAGCCUCGCGUUGGACACGGAUCCGCUUCAUCUUCGUGCAAUACCCCGCUUCCGACGGGUCUGGCACUGCAGCCAUCAGAGACUGCAGCACCGGUGACGGUAGCAUCUCCAGCGUCAGAGGCCAAGCCGAAGGCGAUCCCUUCGAAUACGGGGCCUACUGGGCCUACUGGGUCGACGGCAUCAAUGGCAUCGCCCUCACCCGCCGCACCGCCUGCGUCUUCCCGCUCACCGAGCAAACCCAAACCUAUCGACUUCCAGGAUCGGUUUGAAACUGCUAUCGCUGUCUUUGGCAAGGCGAAGCAGGCUGCGGCACAAUUCGAGGCAGAUGCCAGCCGAAAAGAGAUGCGAAAGCAGGUCAAGAUGACACUGAGGAGGAACAUUACAGCCGUCAGUGCGGUGUGGAGCGGAAUAAAGGCUACUACAAAUCGUGUGUUGGAGUUUAUGCAGGUCCACUGCCAGGAUGAUGCUUCGAAGGAGUACGUGGAGUUUGCCUUUGCAGAUAUCCUUGCAGGCCAAGCAAUGCCUCAGGUAAAGCCAUGGCCGCUGGCACAGGUCGCUUGCCGAGUUUUCGACCAUUACCCCAAAGCACAGGAGAUGCUAACUGGCUUGCUUUGCCACAAGAGCCCAGCUGUGCUGGCAGAUUUCCGAAACCAGCCCGAUCUGUCAAGCGAGGCGUUUGAUGAAUACGUGAACACUGCGGCCGCUCGGCUUCGCUUCCUGCAAGCAAUAGCUGUGACACAGGGUGAUCUGGGCAUGGUCUGGCAUUGGAUGUCCCGAACUGUCAACCAGCCGCCGCAGCCUCUUGCAGUUGUGCUGCUGUAUGCGACGCUGGAGUCAGUUGGUGCAGACGCACAGGCUCGAUACAAGAAGCAGUUCGACAAACUGAUUGCGCACCUUGAUGCUGUGUUUUUGGUUUCUGUGUCGGAGCUUUCAUCACGACUGGUUGGCAAGGUGGAACACGCCCACGUUCGAGCACGAUGGCACCAACUGUGCAAAUGGAUCAGCGACUUCAAGAAAACAGGGAAGGCAGAGCCACCACCCGGACGGCACAUCACCGUCGCAGACGAGGCUACGCUUACCGAGAAUACGUGA
Symbiodinium sp. CCMP2592 is the source of this 2301-nucleotide messenger RNA. Lineage: Eukaryota; Dinophyceae; Suessiales; Symbiodiniaceae. The record is from the annotation of a GenBank genome assembly.